AUGGACGCCGCACAGCUGAUCGCCUCACGUCCGGAAGUGUCGCUGGAGGCCAAGCACAGCAGCGACAGCGGCAAGCACCACGACAUCAAGGAAGGAGAAGAUGGAAAGAAGGGCAGGAGGCGGAUGAAUAAGAAGAAGGAUGAAGGGAACGGUAAGAGGAGGAAGAAGCUAAGUAAGAUGAAGCACUACUGGCUGGGCAAAGCCAAGGAGGCCAAGCCCGAUAGCGAAGAGGACACCGGCCACACCGAGCCCGUUGUCACAAGCACCGAAGACACCAUCGAAGCUGCCGCGCCGGUCCGUCCCGAGCCCUCCAAGCAGGAACUCAUUGCCGCCAUGGAGAGCGUCGUGGCCACCCUGGGCGACAGGGCCAAGUUCGAGGAGAGUGGCGUGGACUCGGUGCUGGCUUUGAUGCGCGUCUACUCCAAGGACCCGCUCGUCCAGGCCGAGAUCUGUCGGCUGGUCAUGGACCUCGCGGCCACGGCGCGCAACCGGGCCAAGAUCAGGGAAGCGGGAGGCAUCCUGUUGGUCGUGCUGACCAUGCAGACCCACAUGAAGGAGCACAACGUGCAGACCUGGGCAAGCGGCGCCCUCCGCAAGCUCGCCAUCGAUCCGCUCAAUCGGCAGCGGAUUGUCGACAUCGGCGGCAUCGAGUGCAUCCUCUCUGCGAUGCUCCAGCACCCCGACAAGGCCAACCUCCAGGAGCAGGGCUGCGCAGCUCUCUACAACUUGUCCCUGGGCGAGGGGCGCCCGUCUCACAAGUACUUGGCUGCAGAGACUGGACGAGUCGAGAUCCAGCAGAACGGAGGGAUCCCAGUGGUCAUCCGCGCCAUGAAGAACUUCAGGGAUCACCCGGGAGUGACGGCCAUGGCGGCGGGAGCCCUCGGCAACAUUGCCUUCGAUGACCAGAACAAGAACUGGGUGCGUGACUACGGAGGGCUGGAGCUGAUCAUCGACGCCCUGGUGCACCACACCGACGACGAGGUCGUCGAGCGAUCAUGUGGCGCCCUGCGCAUACUCUCCCGCAACUCCAUCAACGCGUUGGACAUUGCGCGCGAAGGGGGCAUACCGGCUCUACUGCAGGUCAUGGAAACGCACCGGCACCACCACCUCAUCCAAGAGUACAGCGCGGCUUGCCUCCAGAACCUGGCCGUCGACGAUUUUAUCAGGGACCGAAUCGUUGCCAGAGGCGGGGUGCGGCGCAUCGUCAAGGCCAUGUACGAACACCCGACCGAGGCUCCUCUUCUGGCACAGUGCUGCGCCUCGCUAAUGAACUUCGCCACCACGGACACCAACCGCCUGGUCAUGCUUUCUGAGGGGGCCGUCGAGGCCGUGCUCUUCGCCAUGCAGAUCAAGGAGAACGCGGCCAUCCAAGAACACAGCUGCGCUAUGCUGGCCAACAUGGCUUUGAAUGGCAAGUGCGCAAUGAAGAUCUCUGAGGAGGGCAUCAAACCCAUCCUGAGCGCCAUGGCCACGCACUCGGCCAAUCCGAGUGUCCAGGAGAAGGCCUGCGGGGCGAUCCUCAACCUCUCCGAGUUUGAUGUGGUGCGGCGACGCCUGAACAGGAAGCACGCGGCGCAGGCGAUCAUGGAGGCCAUGGAAAACCAUCCACACCACGAGGGCGUGCGCAAGUACACCUCGGCCGCCCUCCUGCGCAUCAUGAGCGACGAAGGCAAGACAGUUCCUCCCACCUUCUAA
This is a messenger RNA of Acanthamoeba castellanii str. Neff, 1695 nucleotides long. RefSeq names its product Armadillo/betacatenin-like repeat domain containing protein. The record is from RefSeq and is a predicted model, not a curated record. The transcript has 12 exons. Gene Ontology annotation, molecular function: protein binding. The coding region runs from base 1 to 1695 and encodes 564 amino acids. Lineage: Eukaryota; Discosea; Longamoebia; Acanthamoebidae.